Messenger RNA from Fusarium subglutinans, 1656 nucleotides. Its product is annotated as 1-acyldihydroxyacetone-phosphate reductase. Gene Ontology annotation, molecular function: triacylglycerol lipase activity; acylglycerone-phosphate reductase (NADP+) activity. The transcript has 5 exons. Lineage: Eukaryota; Fungi; Ascomycota; Sordariomycetes; Hypocreales; Nectriaceae. Gene Ontology annotation, cellular component: endoplasmic reticulum; lipid droplet. The record is from RefSeq and is a predicted model, not a curated record. Bases 1 to 1656 code for a protein of 551 amino acids. Gene Ontology annotation, biological process: triglyceride catabolic process; phosphatidic acid biosynthetic process.
AUGACUGCCUCAUACGCACCGCCAUUUGCGCUCGUCACUGGCUGCAACAGUGGCAUUGGCGAGCAACUUGCCAUUGCCCUUGCUAAGAACAGCUAUACUGUAUUCGCUACUGCCAAACGUAUCGAAUCCUUAGACAGCCUGGCAAGACAACAUGCAAACCUCAUUGCACUCCCUCUUCAGCUUAGUGACUCGACAAGCCUCGAAGGGCUUAGAGACUCGGUCAACAAAUACACCCAAGGACGCCUGGACAUACUGAUCAACAAUGCAGGGAUGCACUACGCGUCACCAGCUACGGAUAUUGACGUCAGCGAAGUCGCGAAGCUUUUCGCCGUCAAUGUUGUAGCUGUUAUGCAUAUGUGCCAGCUCUUUAUCCCACUUUUGCGAAAGGCUCCUCGGCCACGAAUUGUUCAAAUUGGAAGUGUUACGCGCGACGUUCCUGUUGACUUGAGGCCUUUGUCUAUCGAGGUCAUAGAGGUCGUUACUGGAUAUGUUCGCAGCAACAUCCUCCGAGACGGUGUUCACAUCUCCGAAGACUCUCUGUACCGACCUAUUAAAAGCACCGUUGAGUCUGUUAAGAACGGAGGAAACAAGAAUGGCAUGCCCGCAGACGAAUAUGCUCGUGUCGUUGUACGCCAAGUCCUUGGCAAGAAAUACAAGCGGGAGAUAUGGGAAGGUCAUCGGGCUCGAAUAUUGCGAUUCAUGGUGACAUUCUUUCCCAUAUGGCUAGUAGUGCUGGGGCACAGACUGUACGGCGUAAAGUUCGACCGCUGGGCGCACCUUCAGCAAGCCGUUGGCACCACUGUGUCCCCGGCUCAUGCUCUGACGGACCACUCUAACGGAGGAGUUUUCCCUCUCCAGGGUCUUAAAACUUCACUGGAGAUGCUGGGCGUUCUUGGGAAACAGGAAAACGUGGUUCCUCAUGCAACACCAGAUAAGCAUGGGCCGCUUCGCGAUGUCCAUCUUGGAUCUCACCCAGUGGGAGGGGUGCUCAGCAAGCUCAUUGGCAGUGCGAUAAGCCAUCAAGUGUCUGUGUCGCCUUCAUUGAUUUCCCAAAACCCGGCUCCAGAUCCAACCCAUCAUUGGGCCGUCAUUGUUGGAGAGUACUAUCACGAGCUGGGUGGCGAUAGGGAUCUCAAGGUCAUAUACAACAAUGGCAAGACAUCAGAUCAAACAGCCCUUGGUGCAUGGCAGAAGCCUUUCUGGAUUGGGAAAACUACCUUUAACGAUGAAGCUAUUCGACAGGCCGUGCUUUCCCCUGUACCCAUCUCACAUAGCACUCGAUCCAGCAUUCACGACCACAAGAUGACUACAGCUCAGGCAGUACUGCAACAGAAGCUGACCAUCACACCCAAAACAGCUUCUCUGCUUAUGCAAGCUGGUUACAGCGAUUAUAGCCAACUCAAAUAUGCCACGCCGAACGGGAUAGUCGACCAGUUCACAUCCAAAUUCGGUAUCCCAAAGACAUCCGCCUCCGCUUACCGGCGUGCAUGUCGCAGGCUGGUCUUUCUUGGAACACAAGACGAUCCCGAGGAGCAGGAGAAGGUUUGCGCUGACUGGACCAACAAAGCCCUAGCCGCUCGUGGAAUCUGGAGGGAUGACUUUGAUGAUCUGACGGGAGAGCAGAUUGCCGAGAUGAUUAUGGGUACAGCAAAAUGA